Molecule: messenger RNA, 2418 nt
Organism: Cyanidioschyzon merolae strain 10D
Lineage: Eukaryota; Rhodophyta; Bangiophyceae; Cyanidiales; Cyanidiaceae
Exons: 1
Coding region: 1-2418 (805 amino acids)
Molecular function (GO): protein binding
Source: RefSeq, a predicted model, not a curated record
AUGCGGGAAUCAAAAAUUUGCAAGCCACGUGCGGUCUGCUUUCUGACGCCCUCAACAGCGUCGGCCACGCCAGCUAGAGGAAAGCCGACUCGAACUGCGCAAUGUGAGACGCGCCCACAGCAGGACCUUGGGACGACAGAGUUCGCGGAUGAGCAGGAGAUCUCGGUAGGAGGCUUGGUUGACUCAACGUCUUCACGUGCGCAGCGGACCUGUGACUCAUCAGGAGCGGUGUGUAUUGAGCCCGUUUCAGAGUUCAGCGAGAGGCUUGUCGUGUCCACUGAAACGAACCCGCGUACCGAAGGUAACUGGUAUUUUGAGCUUCCCUGGCCAGAUGGAGGACUUUGCUCCCAAGACCAGGGAGGCGCUUGUAGAAAAGCUCCAGAUGUUCGUCUUCCGCGAGGCGCCGCCCAGGGUGGGGCAGCUGCUACGAGUGUACUGCUGAAGCACUCGGCUAGUCUUUCACGAGACUCGAGUUCUGCGAGGCGCCAGACGAAACCGGGCCCGUCCCAGACGGUUGCGUCUUUUCUUUUUAGCGCUCAAAAAGUGGUUGACGCUCCCCGGAAUUUCUUCGUAUCAAGCUGCGGAUAUGUUGCGAACGAGCCUGAUUCAGCGAAAAAUCUCUCAAAUUGCUGGCAGGUACCUCUCGAAGGUGCCUCAGACAAGCCUGCGGUCUGGAGGCAAGACGUUCAGGAAACUUCUCAUGGUUAUGAGUAUUCUCUUGCGACAGAGCGUGUUGCGUUUGAAACUGCAUCCGAUGUGCUUGCCGAUGAGGAGCAGAAAUUAUUCAACCAACAAGAAUCGAGCCAUCCUACAGUGCGGGACAACAUGUCGCCAUCCUUCUCCACAAGCGGGGACUCUACGAACGAGGAUCCUGAAAGGAACGAAAUUACUCGUUUCACGCCACCAAGAGCUCCAGCUUCGAAGACAUCGUAUGAGCGCAGACUUGCUGAGAGCAGGAAUCUGUUCCCCGUUUCAAAUCUGAAUGUUGCAGAUGCAGACCUCAGAUCUCCGUUACAUAGAAGCGCUUCACAACAUCGGAGCGAUGGAAGCCUAGCACCUCAAGUAAGAGAAAUCAGAUCUACACGACAGCUGAAUAAGAUACUCAGCGCACUAUACAAAUCAGGUCGGGCAGCGGAUGCACUCAGUUUGUGUAGAAUUGUGGAGAGAGAGGGACAUAUUGAGAUAGAUGUAGCAUCCUACUCUAUCCUUAUCUCGUGUCUUGGGAAAUGCGGCGCGUCGGCACAAGCAAUCGAAAUGUUUCACAAAAUGAUAAGAAAUGGCGUAGCGCCCAAUGCAUUCACGUUUUCAGCGCUCUUCGGAGCGUUGACUGACGGUGCCUUCUUCGAUCAGGCAAUGCGGCUCUUUCAGAUGAUCAGAGCAAGCUAUCCCAAUGAGCUUAAUGUCGUAGUAUACAAUGCCGUUCUGAAAUACGUGGGCCGGGCGGGCAGAAUCGACGCAGCGUUGGAUCUACUGGGGCAGAUGGAACAAAACCGGAACGUGCAACCAGACAUCGUAACAUACGGGACAAUACUCGAUAUUUGCGCAAAGAAGCAAGACGUCUCGCUGGCGUAUGCGGUUCUCGAUCGGAUGCGAAAACGUGGCAUGCGACCGAACAACUUCUGUUACGCGUCUCUCAUUGACGCAUGUGCACGUGCGGGUCUCCCGGACCAGGCCGAGUCUCUGUUCCGGCAACUACGAGCCGAAGGCCUGGAGUACGACUUGUUUAUCUGCAAUGCCCUGCUUGGCGCUUUCGCCCGGGCAAAAAUGGUGGAGCGAGCUUUUCAGGCCUUCGAGGAAAUGCGCAGCGCGGGCGUGCGAGGAGAUCGCAUCACCUUUAACACCUUGAUCACCGCAGCGGCGCGUGCACGCGAGUUCGACAAAGCCUGGAAAGCUUUCGAGACGAUGAAAAAGUCGAACAUUUCUGCAGACGCAACGACAUACAAUGCUCUGAUUGAUGCCUGUAGCAAGAGCGGCAUGACUGAGCUGGCGUUUGCGCUUUUCAACGAAAUGCGCCAAGCUCAUCUGCAGCCGACGAUCUUUACCUUCAAUGCUCUCAUUGGAGCAUGCACGAAAUUACAGGAUAUGCGCAGAGCCACGCAGGUUUUAAUGCUCAUGCAUGGCUUUGGUGUGUAUCCGGAUACAUUUACACUGAACAUUCUUUUAACAGCAUGUGCGCGGAACGAAGACUUUGACUAUGCGAUAAGUUUGGUUCGGGAGUUCGAAACGAAUUAUCGCGUUCGCCUGGAUCGCCUCGGUUCUAGCAUUGUAACAAACCUUUGCAUCAAAGCGUGCGACUCUCAAUCAAGGGACCGUUGCUUGAGGCUUCUUGAGGCUGCAGUACUCGAAGGCUACGAAACAUUACGAGAGGUUCGAGAUCGAGCUCGUAGCGCUUUCGCAAACCCAAUGACUGGCUCAUGA